CUCGCCUGCCGCCAUGUCGCCCAGGCGUUUCUGGUCCCCGACACAGCAGCACCAUCCUCGCCGCCGACGUCACCCGCGCCUGCUCUGCUCCUACAUCAAUCGCCACCCCCAUCCCCUCCCGCUCCGCUACAUCAAUGCGCAGCCGGCGAUGGCCGCUCCCACCGGCUACGCUGCCGCACCCCUCCGCGGCCUUGCGCUCCCGCUGCUGCUGCUCUCCGCCGUCAUCCUGCUCGCGCUCGCGCCCUCCUCCUCCACCGCCGCCGCCGCGGCGGCCCGGGCGUGCACGUACACGCUCCGGGUGAAGACGUCCUGCGCGUCGCCGGCGCCGCGGUCGUCGGACGCCGUGAGCGUCGCGUUCGGGGACGCGUACCGCAACGAGGCCCACGCGCCGCGGCUCCCCACGUCGGGCGGGCGCGCGCUGGAGCGGUGCGGCACCGACACGUUCCGCGUGCCGGGCCCCUGCGGCUACGGCGUCUGCUACCUCUACCUCCGCCGCGACGGCCGCGACGGUUGGGCGCCCGAGUGGGUGCAGGUCGUCCAGCCCGGCCCGCGCGCGCCGGCCGCGGCCACCUUCUACUUCGGCGACCCGCUGCCCGACGGCGUCUGGUACGGCCACGACCGGUGCCCCAAGGCCAAGGGCAAGGCCGCCGGCGCUGACGAUGGUGAGCACCCGGCGGCGGCGACCACCGACGACGCGCCGCUCGCCAGCAACUUCACGGGGAUGAAACCACCGAUCCAACCGCAACCUUGACCCACCAGAGAACCAGAGCAUUCUCGAAACUUCGACAGCGUCCAUGGAUUGGUGCAUUGGAGUCGCCUAGCUCUGCUUCUUCGCCUGUUCGCAUCAAUAUAAGCAACGAUUAAUAAGAGCAAUGUUCGCGCCCCUAUUUGCGUAUGUGGAUUUGAAUCGGCAGCUGAGAUUGUUCA
Messenger RNA from Panicum virgatum (switchgrass), 927 nucleotides. RefSeq names its product embryo-specific protein ATS3-like. The transcript has a single exon. The coding region runs from base 14 to 751 and encodes 245 amino acids. NCBI's taxonomy places the organism in Eukaryota, Viridiplantae, Streptophyta, Magnoliopsida, Poales, Poaceae. Gene Ontology annotation, molecular function: protein binding. The record is from RefSeq and is a predicted model, not a curated record.